This is a messenger RNA of Scatophagus argus, 3223 nucleotides long. RefSeq names its product N-acetyllactosaminide beta-1,3-N-acetylglucosaminyltransferase 2. The transcript has 2 exons. Gene Ontology annotation, cellular component: membrane. The record is from RefSeq and is a predicted model, not a curated record. The coding region runs from base 454 to 1842 and encodes 462 amino acids. Lineage: Eukaryota; Metazoa; Chordata; Actinopteri; Scatophagidae. Gene Ontology annotation, molecular function: hexosyltransferase activity.
CUAGAAUGGUGACCACAUUUACAAACAAAGGUCUGCUUUAAAUUCAGAUCCUGCAGGUUGGUGUGCGCCACCGGUUCAUGACUGGACAGGCUCUGUUGUAUCACUGGUGAAGUCACAUGUCAUUCCUGUUUGCUCUCCUUCUGCCAGUGGGUGUAUCCCUUGUAUGCACACACCCGACUGCCUGUGUUGCCUAAGUAAAUCUGACAUGUGGGUCUUGUCAUCAUUGCUCACACAGAUCUCUAGGAACUACAGCAGCCUCAUCAGUCAACAGUUUCAGCCCAAAUAGGAAAUCCACCUUGACCUGAUCACAAGACUGGUUACUAGCGAAGGAAUCUCUCUUUCACUUUCUCCUGAGAAAUGACAUGAUAAUGGGGCCAUCAGAUUACUAACCUGGAUUUACCAUAAAAGAUUCAGUAUUUAGUGAAUGAGGGACUCUUCACUUAAAGCAGGUGAAUGGCGCGGUACCACUGCUACUGGCGUAAAGUGUUAAUGUGUGUGUGCACCCCAUGCAUCUGCCUGGCUCUCCUGUUUGUCUAUAUUACUGUCAUGUUGUGUAUGGACAUGACUACCACUGCAACGGCUGGAAAACAAAUCUUGGAAGCUCAUUACUUUGUGGCCCCAGGAACUUUGAGGAACAAGAGCGUUGCUGCACUCCCUAAAACUUUCUGGAAGCUCUACUCGAAUGGAGAUGCCUUUUGGAAUCAGCUCCAGCUGGCUAUUGACCGCCGUUUCAACCCCAUCCUGCGCCCAAACAACAUCAAGAUGGGAUCUGAAGAUGCCACCUUUCAUGAGUCCCUACUGAGCCAAAGUUUCUCUGAAGUUAUCAACUUGGAGCAGAGAAACUUUGACAAGCUACCACAACAGUUGCAGGACUUUAUGAGACACAUGCAAAAGAGGGACUACCCAAUCGUCUUCCAGCCAGAUGGAGUAUGUGGAGCUGGGGUAAAAGAUGAGAAGGAGGCCCCUCUGCUUCUCCUGGCCAUCAAAACAACGGAGCUGAGUUUUAAGAAUCGACAGGCCAUUCGACAGACCUGGGGUCAGGUGGGAUGGAUAGCAGGACAGAAGAGUAACCGCAGUAGAGGAGUAGAAAGUGGAGGUUACGUCCGCAGGGUGUUCCUGCUGGGCAAAGAAGACCCUGAGGAGCUGGGUAUGAAUUUAUCUGAGUUACUACAUAUGGAGAGUAAACAUUAUGGAGACAUUCUACAGUGGGACUUCAAAGAUACAUUUUUCAAUCUCACCUUGAAAGAUGUGCUCUUUUGGAACUGGUUUUCCCACUUCUGUAAUCGGACCCACUUUGUUCUUAAGGGGGAUGAUGACGUUUUUGUCAACACUCCAAAAAUGAUAGCCUACCUCCAGGACCAACUAAGGAAACCAGAAGCACACAAGACCAUAAAUGAAUUCAUGACUGGAGAUGUAAUAGAUGCAGCUGUGCCCCAUCGAGUCAACAAGUCCAAGUACUUCAUCCCAGAGGGCUUCUACAAGGGUUACUAUCCCACGUAUGCUGGUGGGGGAGGGGUAAUAUACUCAGGCGUGCUGACCCAAAGACUACACCACAUUUCUAAAAGGGUUCACCUUUUCCCAAUUGAUGACGUUUAUGUAGGGAUGUGUAUGACUAGACUUAAUGCUUACCCUAUACACAACCCUGCCUUCCUCACAUUUGACUUUCCCGAAAAGGAAGAGGAUGAGCCGUGUUCAUAUCACAAAAUCCUGCUGGUCCACAAACGAAGCCCCAGCCAGCUCAUUAGGCUGUGGGCUGAUAUGAAAAAGACACUGCCACAGUGUUGGGAUGUGCCCCUGAGAGCUGAAAUCGAGAAGGUAAACAAACCAGAACGGCAAGACUAGAGUAGUUUGUCUCAUGUAGAAUUUGGCUGCUACAGUCUGAUUUUUGAUUUUUGAUGAGCUCAGGUAAUUUUAGACUAUUAAUAAUAAUAAGUUAUAUUUGUUUAACACUUAACAAAACCAGUGGUACAAAGUGCUUUACACCACACAGAUAAACACAUGAAGAAAAUACACAAUAAUGUAUGAUUUACAACAGGCGUGAGGAAGGAGCAGAAGCACAAGGGUAAAAUGUAAAAACACUGGGUGUCAAUUCAAAACUUAAGUACAAUGUUUACAAAUAAAUAAAUAUAGUGUAGCCCAAAAAAUUAAAAAUAAUUUUUAAACAAACCAAGAUUAAACAUACUUUUGCAUAAGAACUCACUAUUACCACAUAUAUUAAAUAUUUCUUUUUUUAUUUUAAAAUGCAGUCCUCCUCCCUUUUGGACAGCAGUACCACUCUUCACAACAUGAGAUAUGUGAAUUGUGAAAUUAACUUUUAAUUUUUUUUGAAACUAUAGAUCAUGAGCACGACCAUCUUCUUUUACCUUUUAUCCGGUUAUAUCACUGCUCUUGUAAAUUUCAAUCUACACAUAUGACUGCAUUACCUCAAAAUGAUAAUAGCGGUGGCAUGAUGCUGGCUACAGUGUAUUCUCUAGCUCAUCAAACUUAAAUUCUGCAAGUUAAUUGUCGUGCGGGACUGAAAUAAAUGAGAGAGAGAAUGCUAAACUAAAACCUUAACCUUAAAACAGCAACGUAAGCACAAGGAGAGAAGAGUCACAAAACAGUCAGUUCACAUUAGUCACCAUAAGCUGGUGCUUGUAUCAGACCAACAAAGCCAUGUAAUGAAUUGAGCAAUGGUGUGUUUUAUUAAUUAUGAAUUCAGCUAAUCAUUUCCACGAGGCAAAACGUGAUCGCUUCCCUAAAGUGUGCCUCAAACUGCAAAUUGCCUACAGUUAUGUACAUACAGUGUAUAAUCAGUGCAAGUGAUCAAGUUCAAGUGAUCAUUGUUAAGAUGAGUUUGAGUUUACAGAGACUGAGUGAGUUUGAGAUUAGUGCCAGAUUCCAGUGCUGUUUUACUGUAUUGUGAAAAGUUAAUCUUGCCAUAGAAAACUGGGAUGAAUGUGUAAAAUCCACACUCGCUCUGAGGGUUUUAAAUGCAGUUUUAUGAAAUACUAAACUAUUUUAUUAAUUAUUGCUUGUAUUGACAGGAAUCAUAUAGGGCUUUUAAUAACUCAUUUCAGGAAUGUAUGUAGCAUUAAUGUGACAAGAAAAGAGCUGAUAAAAAUGUUGACAAAUUCAUCUGUGCUGCUAUUAAUUAUUAACAUGUGCUCACAAGACAGUGUUCUUUUUUGUAUGCAAAUUAAACUACCAUUGACAAUGACAAUAAUAAAACAUUUUUUAUAAA